AUGAAGCCCCGGUGGCCGCCAUGGGUGCCCCCCGUCCUCGUCCAACAUCUGUCCCACCUCCCGAAGCUCCGCAGUGUAUCAGCCGCGGUGCGCGCCAUGGGGCUGGGCCGGCGCGCUCCCGUCGUGGUUCUCGCCUCCGCAACCACCGCCAGCCCGUCCUCCUCGUCUGUAGCUUCCCCGCUAUCCUCCACGUGUCCGCGCCUCACAAUAUUCUCCGCCCCCACCGCGUACAACGUAACCACGUAUGCGCAUCGGCGCGCGCUGCUAUCGUGGCUGCGGCUGCACCCCGUUCCACGCGUAGUGCUGCUCGGCUCGCACCCCUCCCUCGAUGCCCUAGCCGCGGAAUUCCCGGACCACGUGACAGUAGAGAGUGACGUGGACGUGAACCUGGAGGGCGCGCCGCUUUUAAACUCCGUCCUGGCGCGGAUACAAGCGGAGGGCUUGUCGUCCGCGCAGUCCCCUCCCCCGUACCACUCCGCAUCCUCGUCCUCCUCGUCCUCGUUACACGCGUCCUCCCUUUGCGAUAUGGUCAUGCUUGUAGACCCCGACGUGCUUCUUUUCAACGACAUGUUCUUCGCGGCGCGCAAAGUAGCGGCGCGGUUCCCGUCCUUCAUGAUCCUGAUGGGCUCAUGGGACGUCAACUCCUUCCGCUUCCAAUUAGACGGCCUCCCUCCCUCCAUUCAAAGAAAGCACGCCGCCGCCUCCGCGUCGGUAGGAUCGAUUAGUCUAGGGUCCGACGCGGCAUCGGGCCAACCCGUGGACGAGCAGAAGAUUAGAGACUUUGUGCGCCGGCGCGGGCGGUUGAAUACAGGCGGGGGAAUGGGGGCGUUCUUGUGGAACCGUCCCGCGGAUCCGCUGUUACCCGGUAACACGACCGUUCCGCCUUUCUUCCUCGGCCGCGGGGCGUACGAGCGCUGGCUCGUGCACAUGGCCUCCGGCGCGGGGGCGAAUGAGGGGGAAGCGGACGGGGCGCUGGCGGGGACUGGCGCGGAGAGCGCGGGUAGCGGUGGUAGCGGGGGAGCGGGGCGGAAAGGGCGGAACCAGGGGGCGAGCGAGAUUCGGAUGAGCAGCAGAACACGGCAGGUGGUGGAUGCGAGCGACUCGGUGACAGCGGUGCGGGUGUUUUCGGCGCUAGACGUUCAGAAGGAGGUUGAGAUGGUGCGCGAGCGCGCCAUGGAAGAGUUCCCCCUGCCUAAAAAGCCGCGCGCGCAGCGCGCGUGGUGGCAGCGCCGGGGGCCCGCGGGGGACGACGCAGGCGCGGAGGAGCGGGAGAAGGCGGAGGAGGAGGAGGGGGACGAGGCGGAGGAGGAGCGGCUGCGGUGGCACCCGCUUCCGCGGAAGAGCGUGAAGGGGUGGGAGGUUUACGCGAACAUGCACAUGGCACGGUUCCUUUCCCCCGCGCCCUUCUCCGAACUGCUCGGCACGCCCGCCCACGCGCCAUGGCGCCUCACUCCGUGCUUCGACCCGCAAGGCGAGUCCAUGUGUCUGCUGCGGCGCCGCCGCCCAGGCAACUGUACGUGCGAGCACGCACCGCUAGCACGCCACACAUCGGAGGACAUUCGCCUGCACGACGGCACCUGGUGGUUCUGCGGCCGCCUGCAAGCCCUGCCCCCCGAAUCCUUCGCCCUCAACAUCCACCCCGCGCCUUCUCACUCCGCCAUCCCCACCACCACCGCAUCCCUCCUCACCACUGCCUCCUCCGCCACCUCCUCCCCCAUCACCACCUCUUCUUCCUCCUCCUCCGCCUCCUCCUCUGCUGCAUCUCGCGCCGUCUCCGCGUCCCCCGCGCCACUCACCUCCUCCGCUUCCGCCUCCGCGCAUCCCUCCGCGUCCACCCUGCGGCAGCGGAUCGCAACGCUGCUGCAGCUGCCGGCGUCGUCGUCGCCUCUAGACGCCAUGGCAGAGAGCGCGCUGGCGGGAGCGGCGUUCUGGCGCGGCGUGGAGGGCAUGCCUCACACGCUGGAGCAGCUGCUGCCGCGCGUGGCCGACCGGCACCAGACUGUGGUGCUGCUGGCCGCUGGCAGCAAGGACAGCACCGCCACGCUCAACUUCAUCUGCAUGCUGCGGCGGUUAGAGAUAACCAACUUCAUGCUGGCAGCACUGGACCCAGACAUGUACUCCUUGGCCUUCCUGCACGGCCUCCCCGCAGCAGCGGCAGCGGAGGAGGCGGAGGGAGCGGGGGCGGUGGCGGCGGCGGUGGUGGCGAUAACGGUGCAUGUGCUGCGCCUGGGCUACUCUGUGCUCUGGUCCGACGUGCAUGCCGUCUGGUUCGCCAACCCUCUGCCGCACCUGCUCUCGCUCGGCCCGAACGUGCUCGCCGUGCAGAGUGCAGAGACGAAUCGCAAUCGGGCGGCCAAUGGAGCGCGCAGCAUAGGCGGGGGGCUCAUGUUUGCACACGCAGACCGCCCCACACUGGAAGCCCUGGAGGCAGUGGCGGCGUAUGCAGCAGCGGUGCGCGCAGAGGCGCAGGCGGACAGUGCAGCGGGCACGGAGGGCGGGGGCGAGAGCAGUGCGAGGGGGCGCGCGGAAGGGGUGGAGGUGGAGGAGCAUCGAUCUGCUUAUGACGUGCUGUGUGGGGAGCGCGGCGAACUCAAGGUGGGGAGGGACGAGUGCAGGUGGGGCAAGCACCUGAGAGUGCUGUUCCUGGACCGCCAGCACUUCCCCAACGGGGCCGUCUACUCCAUCUGGCGCUCGCGCAACGCGGCUGCCUCCUGCCACCGCCUGCGCUGCAUGGCGCUGCACAACGGGGUCAUUGUCGGGCGGGAAGCCAAGGCGGAGCGCAUGAGACGGCACGGGUUUAUUUAUUACGAUGAGCACACACGCAUGUGCCUGCACCCAUGGCACCCUAGGUUCCAUGCUCGGGACCACGCACGGUGA
Messenger RNA from Closterium sp. Yama58-4, 2877 nucleotides. The record is from the annotation of a GenBank genome assembly. Lineage: Eukaryota; Viridiplantae; Streptophyta; Zygnematophyceae; Desmidiales; Closteriaceae.